Molecule: messenger RNA, 1962 nt
Organism: Chaetomium strumarium
Lineage: Eukaryota; Fungi; Ascomycota; Sordariomycetes; Sordariales; Chaetomiaceae
Exons: 2
Coding region: 423-1619 (398 amino acids)
Source: RefSeq, a predicted model, not a curated record
AUCGGCAUGCCCUGUCGCCUUGGCAUCUCAUUUCAGCUCCCAUAUUAUACCUCGACGGCUUGAGGGACUCAGACUUGGUGCAUGGGUGGGAGAGGCAGUGCCUGGGCGAAAAUUCCGUCAAAUUCAACCGCGGUUCGUGUUGUCGGGAAGAGCAUUGUGACAUCCGAGCAGCGCCUUCACUCUACCUGCUGAAGCACCACUAGGCGGCGCAUAAGGACCGGGCAUGCCAUGCAGGAGAGGAACAGAUCAACAGGAGAGUGAGUCAGUGCUCACAACCAAAGGGAAACACCGACAAGGAGAGAGGAGGGGGGAGGGGGAGGGGGCCACAGAAUCAGUCUGGUUCCGGAUCCACACGAAGCCGCCGCCGCCGUAGCGCGCAGCAGCGCCGCUCAAGGCAUCGCAAACCGAAGCUCGCUUGUCCCAUGGCUCGACGACCCAGCGAUGCCUUCUCCCAGUACAGCGCCGGCUGCGAGGCGUCGUCCGGGCGCCCGCGCCGCAUGUCGAUGGAGGAGGACAUGUUCUACCGGGAGCUCAUGACGUCGCGGCCCGCCAGGCCGCCGAGCUACGAGUCGGCUAUGAAGGCGGCCAUCGCAGCGCAGAGGAAGACGCUCGCAGCUGCCAUUGUGGGGUCUUCUGGAAGCUUACCCGAAGAUGUGCUGCCGCAGUACUCGUGCGACAUCAACCUGGAGGGCGUGUUCAUGCGCAAGAUGGAGAUCGAGGAAACCACGAAGCGAGCCGAGUACCGUGACUGGAGGAUGGUGUACGUCGAGCUGCGCGGCACUGCGCUCAACUUCUAUUCGGUCAAGAAGGAGCGAUGGUGGUCGUCGAAAAACGACGGUCCGGACAUAUCACCCGACAACCCGCCAUGGGUGAAAAAGUCGACCCUGGAGAAGAGCUACACACUGCUGCAUGCGGAUGCCGGCAUUGCCGCCGACUACAGAAAGCGGCGGUACGUCAUCCGCAUGCGGGCAGAGACAGACCAAUUCCUACUGUCGUGCGUCGAACUAGGAACGUUUGUCAAAUGGCUGGACGGGAUAUUCGCUGCCAUCCAUGUCUCGUCACCGAUCGACGAGCGAGACUUCCCCAGAGACUUCAGCAUACCAAGGAUCCAGAGGAUACGGUGGCUACGAGGCCACAGGCCACAGCCCCAAGAUAGCAUCGGCUUCCAGCGCCUCACCGAGCAGCGGAGGCAAGAAGGGAGUGAUGAAGACGAGGAUGAUGGCGAGGGCGAGGGUGAGGGUGAGGGCGGCGAACCACCAGACUCUGCAUACCGAGGGGAUGAUCAGGGCGGUCCCAAUCACGGCCCUCGAACCGACCACCCAGUUGUUGGGAGACUGUCAACCACAUCGUAUCCAAACGAGAGCAUCGACCCGGUGACGGGCAAGUGGAAGCCACAGCACCACUGGACCUUGACUCACGACCAGCUAUACGCCCGCCUUUGCUACUCCGUGCUGCUCUUCAAGAGCCCGCGCAAGAGUAACUACGUAAUUGCGAGGGGAACGCGGUGGUAUGUGGACUGGAACACAGGCCGCAUGGUCCGCGUGCUGCCGCCGGCCUACGGCGAAGUGGAUGUCAUGGGGCCGUGGCAGGUCAUUAUGCCCGAGAACAGACUACUGUAAACCGACAUGGCCGUUCCCGAGGCAAUGGCGUCUACGGUAGCUGGUUGUCAUCUUCUUGCACAACUGAGCAGUCUGCUCCGUUCUCCUCUUUGGUUAUUCCUUUUGUCACAUUAACGGCGUGGAGUUAUCGGUACAGGCGGAGCAUCGGAUACAUCUGACUGGCUAGUCCUUUCUUGUUUGCAUACCACUUUAGCAUGGCAUUGAAUAUCUCGAGACGGUGGGCUGGGCGGGCUAUAGCAUCAUAUACCACAUUUCCUUUCAGGGGUUGAAGUGGAUUUGCACGGAAUGGGUGAAAGGGGAAAGGUCCAUGCCGGUUUCGGGUGCCUCCAGUUUGAUAUCACUG